This is a messenger RNA of Chrysochloris asiatica (Cape golden mole), 2157 nucleotides long. RefSeq names its product macrophage expressed 1 (gene MPEG1). Bases 1 to 2157 code for a protein of 718 amino acids. The record is from RefSeq and is a predicted model, not a curated record. The transcript has a single exon. NCBI's taxonomy places the organism in Eukaryota, Metazoa, Chordata, Mammalia, Afrosoricida, Chrysochloridae. Gene Ontology annotation, biological process: defense response to bacterium.
AUGACCACCUUCAAGGCUGCCCUCUUUUUCUGGGUGGUAGCAGUAUGGACAAAAGGGGACAAGUCUCUGGAGGAGACAGAUAAAGCUGGAUUUCAAAAAUGCAAGAGUUCCUUGAACCUCCCUGUUCUGGAAGUCUUACCUGGAGGUGGCUGGGAUAACCUACGGAAUGUGGACAUGGGACGGGUGAUGGGCUUGACUUACAUCAACUGCAGGACCACAGAAGAUGGACAGUACAUCAUUCCUGAUGAAAUCUUCACCAUUCCCCAGAAACAGAGUAACCUGGAGAUGAACUCAGAAAUCCUGGACUCCUGGAUGAACUACCAUAGUAGCACCUCCAACUCCAUCAACACAGAGCUUGGCCUUUUCUCCAAAAUCAAUGGCAAAUUCUCCUCUGAAUUCCAGAGAAUGAAAACCCGUCAGGUAAAGGACCAAGCUAUCACAACUCGGGUUGAGGUACGAAACCUGGUCUACACAGUCAGAAUUAACCCAACUUUAGAACUGAGUCGGGGGUUUCGGAAGGAGCUUAUGGAUAUCUCUGACCGUCUAGAGAACAACCAGACUCGGAUGGCCACCUACCUGGCAGAACUCCUGGUCCUCAACUAUGGUACCCACGUUAUCACCAGUGUGGAUGCUGGAGCUGCUCUCAUCCAGGAAGACUACAUCAGAUCCUCCUUCCUGGAAGACAGUGAGAGCAGCCACAGUGCCUUAACUGCAUCUGCUGGUAUUGCCUUUCAAAACAUCAUCAACUUCAAAUUUCAGGAUAACUAUGUGUCACAGAACGCCCUCACCAAAAGCUACCUUUCGAACCGAACCAACUCCAGGGUGCAAAGCAUUGGAGGGGUUCCCUUUUUCCCAGGCAUUACCCUCCAGACCUGGCAGCAGGGCAUCACCAACCACCUGGUGGCUCUAGAUCGUGCUGGUCUGCCUCUGCAUUUCUUCAUCAACCCCAACAUGCUGCCUGGAUUGCCAGGACCCUUGGUGAAGAAAUUGUCUCGGACAGUGGAAAUGGCUGUGAAGCGCUAUUACGCUUUCAACACCUACCCUGGAUGCACAGAUUUCAAUUCACCCAACUUCAAUUUUCAGGCCAACACAGAUGACAGCUCUUGUGAAGGGAAAAUGACCAACUUCACCUUUGGAGGGGUUUAUCAAGAAUGCACUCAGUUCUCAGGGAAUGAAGCAGUCCUCCUCUGCCAACACUUGGAGCAAAAGAACCCACUGACCGGAGACUUUUCCUGCUCCUCUGGCUACUCACCAAUCCACCUUCUAUCCCAGAUCCAUGAGGAGGGUUACAACCACCUAGAAUGUCAGAGAAAGUGCAAACUCCUCAUUUUCUGCAAGACGGUGUGUGAAGAUGUGUUCCGGGUGGCAAAGGCCAAGUUCAGUGCUUUUUGGUGCGUAGCCAGUGGCCAAGUCACCUCAGACUCAGGACUACUUUUUGGGGGCCUCUUCAGUGGUAAGAGCAUCAACCCUUUGACAAACGCGCAGUCCUGCCCGGCGGGCUAUUUCCCUCUGAGACUCUUUGAAAGCCUCACGGUAUGUGCUUCUCAGGACUAUGAGUUAGGAUACAGGUUUUCCGUUCCCUUUGGUGGGUUUUUCAGCUGUGCAGUCGGGAACCCCUUAGUGGAUUCUGCUAUGCCAAGAGACUUAGGUACACCUUCACCGAAAAAAUGCCCUGGGGGCUUCAGUCAGCACCUAGCCCUCAUUAGCGAUGGGUGCGAAGUCUCCUAUUGCGUCAAAGCUGGGCUCUUCACAGGAGGGUCCCUACCCCCUGCCAGGCUCCCUCCAUACACCCGGCCACCCAUCAUGAGUCAGGCUUCCACCAAUACUGUCAUGGUGACCAACACUGCGACUUCAAGCUCCUGGAUUAAAGAUUACGAGACCAACCAGUGGAGACUGGGAGAGCUGCCAGAGCUGCGGAGGGCCCUAAAGGACAUCCACGGGGAAGGGAGUGGUCUGUCAGGUGGAGCAGCAGCUGGGAUCACUCUGGGUACCACCACUCUCCUGGCAGUUGCCAUUGCCCUGGUGGUCUACCGCAUGAGGAAGUACAAGAAGAGGGAGUACCAGACAAUCGAGGAUGAGAGACAGAGUUUGGCUCCAAGCACCGUAGCAACUGAAGAUGUCCCUCACUACCAAGAGCAGGAGCCGAAUCCAGUCUAA